This is a messenger RNA of Phyllotreta striolata, 228 nucleotides long. The record is from the annotation of a GenBank genome assembly. NCBI's taxonomy places the organism in Eukaryota, Metazoa, Arthropoda, Insecta, Coleoptera, Chrysomelidae.
UUACAAUUUACUGUAAUUUGGGUGCAUCGUUGUAAAUGAAACACGAAAUCGAACAGCGUUCCCAACAUAUUCGUCGGGGCCUCGGCAGGAGUGCACGGACCCGCAGCACUGCAUAUACAAAUAAAUAAGGAGAUAACAUGAAAACUCGGUCCGGACACUCCCAUCGUAGCCCGAGGUCGCGUCUUCUCGCCGAGGUAACCAGCACGAACGGCAAGACCACACACUCAU